This is a messenger RNA of Chlorella variabilis, 1569 nucleotides long. RefSeq lists its product as hypothetical. Gene Ontology annotation, molecular function: iron ion transmembrane transporter activity. The transcript is spliced from 6 exons. Bases 43 to 1569 code for a protein of 508 amino acids. Gene Ontology annotation, cellular component: membrane. Gene Ontology annotation, biological process: iron ion transmembrane transport. Lineage: Eukaryota; Viridiplantae; Chlorophyta; Trebouxiophyceae; Chlorellales; Chlorellaceae. The record is from RefSeq and is a predicted model, not a curated record.
CAGAACAUGUAUCCCAGAUAUGCUGACUAAUUAACACAGAACAUGGCGGAGCCAGAGGGGGCAAUGAACGGGGAGGAGGUGGGACUGCUCUCGCGGAGCACCAGGGAGACUCUGGAAACGGAGGUGCCCGCUGUCGAGAAGACAGGUCAUGUCCCGGCAUCUCGGGCACUGCAGGCCUCGCACUUCCUGUCCACCUGGGGCCAGCGCGGCUGGGAGUUUGCCGUUGGGCUCGUCAUGCUUGAGCUGCACCCCUCCUCGCUGCUGCUGGUGGCGGUGUGGGGCCUGCUGGAUGCGGCACUGUCUGUGGUGGCCGGCACGGCGGUCGGGCGCUACGUGGACGGCCUGCCCCGCCUGGCAGCCGCCAGCCGCAUGUACCUGCUGCAGAACGGCAUGCUGGCGCUGAGCGCGGCUGCGGCGCUGGGCCUGUUGGCCAGCGACGCGCGAGCUGGGGCGGCGUUCUGGGCGGGACGGGCGCUGACGAUGGGCGCGGGCGCGGUCAGCACGCUGGGAGCGUUGGGCAGCACGCUGUCGGUGGAGCGGGAGUGGACCCGGGCGCUGUGCGGCGGCGACAGCGCCGCGCUGGCCUCGCUCAACGCCGCCAUGAAGCGCAUCGACCUGACCUGCCUCAUCGCCUCCCCUAUCCUGGUGGGCCUGGUGAUGCAGCACGGCGGCGGGCGCCCCAUGGUGGCCGCCACCCUGGCGCUGCUGGCGUGGAACCUGGCCAGCUGGCUGCCAGAGGUGGCCCUGCUGCGCUACGCGCAGCGGUGCAGCCCCGCCCUGGCCGCCGACAGCAAGCCCAGCGCCGACAGCAGAGGUGGCGACAUAGAUGCCGGUGCUGGUGCUGGUGCUGGUGGUGUGCCUGGGGACGGCGACGGCAGGUGGCACCGGCUGGCGCGGCCGCUGCGGCAGCAGGCCCAGGCCUGGGCGCUCUACGCGCGGCAGCCGACGGCGGCGGCGGCGGCGGCGCUGGCGCUCCUGUACCUGACGGUGCUGUCCUGGGGCACGCUGAUGACGGCGUACCUCAAGGCGCUGGGCCUGCCCGAGGCUGAGCUGGCGGUGUACCGCGGCCUGGGCGCCGUGAGCGGCAUCCUGGCCACCCUCACCUUCCCGCCGCUGCACCGCGCGCUGGGCCUGGUCGCCACCGGCGGCCUGUCCAUCUGGCUGCAGCUGGCCUGCGUGGCGGGGGCCACGCUGCCCUCGGUGGCGGCGGCGGCGGGCGCGGCGGUGGGCACCUCAGCCCGCCUGUAUGCGGUGGUGUGGGGCCUGGUGCUCUCCCGCUUUGGGCUGUGGAGCUUCGACCUGGCUGUGAACCAGCUCAUUCAGGAGUCUGUGGGUUCAUCCUCGCUGGGGGCAGUCAGCGGGGUGCAGGGCAGCAUGCAGUCGCUGUGCCAGAUGCUGGCCUACCUGGCGGGCGUCCUGGUGCCCGCCACCGACAGUUUUGUGUACCUGAUGGCGGGGUCCUGCUGCGUGGUGGCCACGUCGGCAGCCGCCUUCACCGCCUUUGCGCUGCGCACGCGGUGCGGCGGCCGCCUCGCCAUGCAGCUGCAAGUCGUGCAGCUCGAUGCCUGA